GUGUCAUGUUUCAAAGUUUCUCUGAAUUUAAUGGAAUUGUUAUUGAAGGUUCAGCAUGAGAACGUGGAUCCUAGUGACGGCCAUUUUGGAAAUUAACUUGUUAGUGACAGAUGGUGAACCUGCCUCCUAUCUUGUGAAGACUAAGGAUCCCUCAGCACUAGAAGAUGUUCAGGAUCCUUCACAAGAUGCUAAUCUCUUGUAUACAAUUGAUCCAGGAGCAGAAGCUGACGAAGCUAAAGAGGCGUGUGAAGAUCCUUUAAUCAAAUUGUGUCACAUGAUUACUGUAAACAGAAAUAUUAUUGGAAAUGAUAUGAUUCUUUUACCUGGAGGAAUACAGCUACACUUUAAAGGAAACACUCCUGGCAAUGACAAGAGUUACAUAUAUGAAGGAGAUGAGGCCGAGGCUCUAUUGACCGUUGGUACCGGUGUCAGUGCAAGCAUAACUCUACAGGAUGGAAGAAAGUUCUCGAUUGAACCCUGGUUUAAGGGAAAAACUAUUCUGAAAGAAAUGGAUGUUGACAAACUCUCUCAAAUGAUGGACUAAAAUUGGCCUGAUAUAUUACACAAUAAAUUUGUAUAAGAAAA
This is a messenger RNA of Eurytemora carolleeae, 585 nucleotides long. RefSeq lists its product as uncharacterized. The record is from RefSeq and is a predicted model, not a curated record. NCBI's taxonomy places the organism in Eukaryota, Metazoa, Arthropoda, Copepoda, Calanoida, Temoridae. The coding region runs from base 56 to 544 and encodes 162 amino acids. The transcript is spliced from 4 exons.